AUUUUGUAUUAAAUUUUUAUUACAUAAACAAAGUUUAUAUUUUAAUUUGGAUUCUUGAUUUAUCGAAUUUUCGACAAAUUCUUUGAACUUUGUAUGUUACCAAUCUUCUUUCUGUAUUUUUAUAACAAAUUCAGUAUUCUACAUCAGUUACUCCAGGUAACUUUUUGCUUUUAUCUAAUUAACAAUUAGAUAAAAUUGUUUUAAUAUAACUAACUUCAAACUAAAUCGUACACUGGCAGUUACGCUAAUAAUUAAUAACAAAAUUAAUCGGUCCAUGCAAUGAUAAUCCCUUUUAACAUUGUUAAUACCUUGAAAAUUAUCCGUACUUUUCGAACGAAUACUUUUUCUCUAGCUUGCAUGCGCUUUAUCACUUUUUCCCGCGAUAUAAAAGUAACAGGCUAUGCGUAAUGGGCGAAUUUUUCGCAGAAGGAAGAGCACCGUCCAGAAGUACGACCCGCCAUACUCGAAAAAGCCGCAGCAGAAGAGCUACAGCGGCGUUUCCGGUAAUCAUCAUGCGGAAGCUGCGGCAUUGGACACGGUCAACAAGAUCCUCACUUUCGGCAGUAUGCCUCAGUACAGCCGCGGCGAGACCCAGCGCGUGCUGUUUCGACACCCGAAUAACGUCGUCACCGCCGACGGGCCAAGAGUCAAGGAGCAUAAACCGCAGCCGAAGAGGCUCGGCGUGGAGGAGGAAGAUGGAGGUACGGGAGCAGAGGAGGUUGUCUCUUUCAUUGAUCUCCCACCAAACAAUCUCACAAAGUUGCCUGAGAAGGGAAUUUUAAAGAAACACGGUGGUUACGGACUAGGUGGAGGUACGAUCGAGCACGUGGAAAGAACUCUGAAUCAUUUGAAUGGCUAUCACGAUGAUCUAAUCGAGGUGCUGAAGACCGCGGCGGGCGCGGCGAGCCGUCGCGAUCUCGUGGGCACCCCGUCGGGCAGUAGCAAUCUCCUGGACGAGGACGUGAUACGCAAGUCGCUGGCCGAGUGCGGAUAUCCCGACAUGUAUCGCAAGGACACCGAUGGUCAGGACAACGGCAUCGAUAACGGACAAGAGGAAGAGGAAGACGACGUGGAGCUGCAGCCGCCGUGCGGCACCAUUCGUAUACGCAAUCUCGAGGAUCUCAUUCGUCAACUUGAGCACCGAGCAACCGCGAGACCCUACAUGACUAGCCAGAUGAGUCCGAGCGGUUCCGAAGAGAUUCGAACAUCCGAGACCGAACCGGAUCGUCAUUACAAAAUCGAUUCUUCUGUUUGUAGCGAGUCAUCACAAGGAAGCAGAAGAUGUAGCCGCGGCCGCGACGAGGACGCUAGUAGAUUCGUCUACGGUAGAUACCGUCAACCGACGUCCCGAAGUCCUUACGGCAAUCAUCAACACACCCAUCAACACUCCCAUCAAAUGCACCUUGAGGACGAGGGUAUCUAUGAAACUGCCGAUCCUGACAGAGGCUCAAAUACUAGGGGUGAAACACCCGAUUGUGAAAGUGAUGCAUUUAUUCAAGCUCAACAACAAGUAGCCCGGUGGACUAGUGAGGAUGGAGGAGGAGGAGGAGGAGGAGUGCAGCACCGGCCGCCGCAGCAGCCACCACCGCCGCCUGCGAUGCCGGUGCAGCAACAGGCGCAGCAGCAGCAGCAACAGCAGCAGCAGCAACAACAGCAACACCAACUGCCGGUGGAACAACUGCCAAUCACGCAGCGCGGCUAUUAUCCAUCCCCCCCACAAAACGAAAACAACCACGACGCCGGCAGCAACGCCGAAGUCGAAUCUGCUCAAUCCAAGCAACAGCAAACGCUAAGCGAAGUUCAUGGAAUCGAUAUUAGUCACAUGCCUAAUAUUAACAAACGCCCGCUAGACGAUAACUUUAGUCUAGAUUGUAACAUAAUGAAUAAUGAUUCCCCUAAAGAUUUAAUUACCAACAACACUAGUGAUAACGAAAAUACUGCCCUACUGCCCCCCCAUUUUCCCGAAUACAAACAUUGAUAAUUAAUUAAUCGAUGACAGGUAGUGUCCGAGAAAAAAAAAAGAAAGAAAUGGGAAAAGUCGUAAUAAU
This is a messenger RNA of Wasmannia auropunctata (little fire ant), 2048 nucleotides long. RefSeq lists its product as uncharacterized. Lineage: Eukaryota; Metazoa; Arthropoda; Insecta; Hymenoptera; Formicidae. The transcript is spliced from 7 exons. The record is from RefSeq and is a predicted model, not a curated record. The coding region runs from base 401 to 1978 and encodes 525 amino acids.